This is a messenger RNA of Ramularia collo-cygni, 4089 nucleotides long. RefSeq names its product probable P-type ATPase. The record is from RefSeq and is a predicted model, not a curated record. Lineage: Eukaryota; Fungi; Ascomycota; Dothideomycetes; Mycosphaerellales; Mycosphaerellaceae. The transcript has 3 exons. Gene Ontology annotation, cellular component: plasma membrane. Bases 1 to 4089 code for a protein of 1362 amino acids. Gene Ontology annotation, molecular function: ATP hydrolysis activity; ATP binding; ATPase-coupled intramembrane lipid carrier activity. Gene Ontology annotation, biological process: post-Golgi vesicle-mediated transport; endocytic recycling; phospholipid translocation.
AUGGCGGGCAGAGCGCCUUCGAACCUGAGUGGAAAUGGGCAUGAUCACGACUUGGUGGACCUCGACGACGACAAUGACCGAUCUUCAUACCAAUACCAUUCCGGCAGCAGACCUCCCGUAUCCGACGACCGCAUCCUCCACGACUACGACAUUGACAGCUCCGAUACUCCUGCUCCACCGAGAAUCAGCGUCUCCCACGACAACUUCGUUGGUGGGCAAUCACAAUCACAAUCACAACUUCCAGGUGGACCUGGCUAUCCCCUCCAACGUCCGCCAGUGCUGGGAGAUGCUGGACGGAAUCUCUCGCAAACCUCGGGCCUCAACAACUACCAGCGCUAUUCGGACGUGGACAACGAUCGCUUCUCUGACACGGCCUCAAUCCAAGGUGGUUACUAUGCUGCGGGGGGUGGAAUUGAUGAGGACAACAUCCAGGGCGCUCCCAUCCGUCAUGGAUCCAGCAGACAUCGGAAUCGCAACAGCAUCAUGAGCUUGGGUGGUGGGAUCAUGGGCCGUGCGAAGAAUAUGCUGGGCAUGGGACCGGAAUACAGUGAAAUGGACCUGCCUCUGACGGAAACACGGGGACACCAAGCAGUGGGCUCUACAGACACUUUCCCCGAAGCACAACCAGCAGAGCGCAAAACGCCAGGCUCAAAGUUCAAGUUUGGCCUGCCCGGGCGAGGAAAGGUCGAUCCCUCUACGCUCGGCCCUCGCAUCAUUCAUCUCAACAACCCACCCGCGAAUGCUGCCAACAAGUACUGCGACAACCACGUCUCCACCACAAAGUACAAUGUCAUCACCUUCCUGCCCAAGUUCCUCUUCGAACAGUUUAGCAGAUAUGCCAACUUGUUCUUCUUGUUCACUGCCAUCCUCCAACAGAUUCCAAACAUUAGUCCGACAAAUCGAUACACCACGAUUGUACCUUUGGGAAUUGUUUUGCUGGUAUCGGCCGGCAAGGAGAUUGUUGAAGAUCAACGGCGAAGAAGUCAGGACAAUGAAUUGAACAGGAGCAAGGCCCAAGCACUGCGAGGCACAUCCUUCCAAGAUAUCAGAUGGAUUGAUGUCCAAGUGGGUGAUGUCUUGAAGGUGGAAUCUGAGCAGCCGUUCCCGGCCGAUCUAGUUUUGAUGGCAUCCUCAGAACCUGAAGGACUGUGCUAUAUUGAGACUGCCAACCUCGAUGGAGAGACCAAUCUCAAAAUUAAACAGGCUAUUCCCGAGACUUGCAAUAUGGUCUCCGCCGCUGAAAUGGCUCGUCUCGGAGGCAGGGUGAAGAGUGAACAGCCCAACAGCAGUCUCUACACCUACGAAGCCACAUUGACCAUGCAAUCUGGUGGAGGCGAGCGUGUUCUUCCUCUCGCUCCCGACCAGCUACUUCUCCGUGGCGCGACGCUCCGAAACACACCCUUCAUCUACGGUCUGGUAGUCUUCACCGGCCACGAAACAAAGCUCAUGCGUAACGCCACCGCAACACCCAUCAAACGAACCAACGUCGAGCGGAGAGUGAACAUCCAAAUUCUCAUGCUAGGCAUUGUUCUGGUGGCCUUGUCCAUCAUUUCUUCGAUCGGAGAUCUGGUUGUCCGACACACCAUUGGCGAUGGUCUAUGGUUUCUGGACUACCAAUCAUCCAACGCAGCCCAGCAAUUCUUCAGCGACGUCUUCACAUAUUGGAUCCUGUACUCCAACUUGGUGCCCAUCUCACUCUUMGUCACAGUCGAGAUCAUCAAGUACUACCAAGCCUUUCUCAUCAGCAGUGAUUUGGACAUCUACUAUCCCGAAACCGACACACCGGCGAAUUGCAGAACCAGUUCUCUCGUGGAGGAGCUGGGACAGGUGGAAUACAUUUUCUCUGACAAGACCGGCACGCUGACUUGCAAUAUGAUGGAGUUCCGUCAGGCUAGUAUUGGAGGUCUGCAGUAUUCUGGAGAAGUCCCCGAAGAUCGCCGUAUCAUCGACGAGGAUGAGAGUGGAAAUGGUAUCUUCGACUUCAAGGCUAUGGAGAGACAUCGACGAGGUGGUCAGAACGCCGAGGCGAUUCACCAGUUCCUCAGCUUGCUGUCUACCUGCCAUACUGUCAUUCCCGAGGUCAACUCUGAGAAGCCUGGCAUCAUCAAGUACCAAGCAGCCUCUCCUGAUGAGGGCGCCCUUGUGGAAGGUGCUGUGGAGCUGGGCUACAAAUUCGUCGCACGUAAACCCAAGCUUGUCACGAUCGAGGUCAGUGGAGAACAAUACGACUACGAACUUCUCGCCGUCUGUGAGUUCAACUCUACACGAAAGCGGAUGAGCUGUAUCUACCGCUGCCCUGAUGGCAAGAUCCGUUGCUUCACAAAGGGCGCCGACACUGUGAUUCUGGAGCGUUUGGCUGAGCGAAGUGAAAUGGUCGAGCGGACGCUCCUUCAUCUGGAAGAGUAUGCCGCAGAAGGUCUACGAACUCUCUGCCUCGCUUUCCGCGAGGUUCCUGAGGCAGAGUUUAGAGAGUGGUGGGACGUCUUCAACACAGCCCAGACGACAGUCUCUGGCAAUCGUGCGGACGAAUUGGACAAGGCAGCCGAACUAAUUGAACACGACUUUACUCUCCUCGGAGCUACAGCGAUCGAAGACAAGCUCCAAGACGGCGUUCCAGACACAAUUCAUACGUUGCAGAGUGCUGGUAUCAAAGUCUGGGUGUUGACGGGAGAUCGCCAGGAGACAGCCAUCAACAUUGGAAUGUCCUGCAAACUGAUCUCUGAAGAUAUGACGUUGCUUAUCGUGAACGAGGAGAAUGCCCCAGCUACAAGAGCGAAUAUCGAGAAGAAACUUGAAGCCAUUCGAACCCAGCGCGCUGGAAAUGCAGAAAUGGACACGCUGGCAUUGGUCAUUGACGGCAAGUCUCUCACAUACGCAUUGGAGAAGGACUUGGAGAAGCAGUUUCUUGAUCUCGCAGUGAUGUGCAAAGCUGUCAUCUGCUGUCGUGUCUCGCCUCUCCAGAAAGCCCUGGUCGUCAAGCUGGUCAAGAGGCAUCUCAAGUGUAUCUUGCUAGCCAUUGGCGACGGAGCCAAUGACGUUUCCAUGAUCCAAGCCGCUCACAUCGGUAUCGGUAUAUCAGGUGUCGAGGGCCUCCAAGCUGCAAGAUCCGCAGAUGUGAGCAUCGCCCAGUUUCGCUUCCUCCGAAAACUAUUGCUCGUGCAUGGAAGUUGGAGUUACCAGCGAAUAUCAAAAGUCAUCCUGUACUUCUACUACAAGAACACCGCUCUGUUCAUUACACAGUUUUGGUACUCCUUCCAAAACGCCUUCUCCGGCCAAGUCAUCUACGAAUCAUGGACACUCUCCUUCUUCAACGUCGUCUUCACCGCCAUGCCUCCCUUUGUCCUCGGAAUCUUCGACCAAUUCAUCUCUGCCCGUAUGCUAGAUCGGUACCCUCAACUCUACCAACUGUCUCAGAAAGGCGUCUUUUUCCGGACGCAUAAUUUCUGGAGUUGGGUCGGGAACGGUUUCUACCAUUCUCUGCUGUUGUACUGGAUCUCCGAACUGAUCUACUGGAACGAUUCCCCGAUGAGCGAUGGUAAGACGUCUGGACACUGGGUCUGGGGUACCUCACUCUAUACCGCCGGCCUCGUAACCGUCCUUGGUAAAGCAGCGCUCAUCACGAACAUAUGGACAAAGUACACCGUCAUCGCCAUCCCUGGAUCACUGGCUGUAUGGUUCAUCUUCCUACCAGCCUACGCAACCGUGGCUCCUAAGCUGGGAUUCUCAACAGAGUAUACGAACUUGUUGGGAGUCUUGCUCACGGAUCCAAAGUUCUGGCUCAUGAUGAUUGUGCUGCCGGCGAUUUGUCUGGUGAGAGAUUUGGCGUGGAAGUACUUCAAGAGGAUGUUUAGACCGGAGAGUUACCAUCAUGUGCAGGAGAUUCAGAAGUAUAAUAUUCAGGAUUACAGGCCGAGAAUGGAACAAUUCCAAAAGGCCAUUCGAAAAGUCAGACAAGUGCAACGCAUGCGGAAACAGCGCGGGUACGCUUUCUCGCAGACAGACGAGAGUCAGGCCAGAGUGUUGCAGGCUUAUGACACGACAAGGGAGAGAGGUAGGCRUGGAGAGAUGCCUGCUAGUGGGAGGAAGUGA